Molecule: messenger RNA, 1725 nt
Organism: Ziziphus jujuba (common jujube)
Lineage: Eukaryota; Viridiplantae; Streptophyta; Magnoliopsida; Rosales; Rhamnaceae
Product: U-box domain-containing protein 26
Exons: 1
Coding region: 49-1530 (493 amino acids)
Biological process (GO): protein ubiquitination
Molecular function (GO): ubiquitin protein ligase activity
Source: RefSeq, a predicted model, not a curated record
GUUCGGAUAACCCCCUUCUUCUUUUGCCCAUUUCUGCUCUUCCUACCUAUGUUUGCUUUUCCCUUCUCAUUCAUCCAACUAAAUUGCACGUUUUUUCCCCUCUCUCUCUCUCUCUCUAUCUCUAUCUCUCUCACACACACACAAACAAACUCAUCCAAUCCAAAUCUCUUUAAUUUCCUUCUCUUUCAUAUUCACUCUUUUAUCUCUAGAAAACCUGGUACAAAAACCAACCCACUUCAAAAACUGUGUUUUGUUUUCAUUUCUUUGAUUUCCAGCUUAAGCCAUUUCAUGAUUUUUUCUUCUUCUUUUUCUAUGAAAGAAGCUGAGCAUCAAAUGCAAAUGGCAAUUCCAUACUUGUUUAGGUGUCCAAUUAGCUUAGACUUGUUCAAAGAUCCAGUCACUCUGUGUACAGGUCAAACCUAUGACAGAUCAAGCAUUGAGAAAUGGUUGUCAGCAGGUAAUCUCACUUGUCCAGUCACAAUGCAGAAGCUUCAUGAUCCGACCAUUGUUCCUAACCACACUCUUCGCCAUUUGAUUCAUCAAUGGCUUCAAUUUGGUCACCAGUUCGACUCUGAUUACUUGGAAACGAUUCAAUCUCUAUCUUCACUCAAACACAUCCUUGAAUCCAAUGAUUCCUCUCUAGAUAGCAAGCUGGACGCACUGAACAAAAUCCAAGUUUUAUCUCAAGAAUCAUCAUCAUCAUCAAGGAAUUCAUGUUUGCUUCAAUUGGGCUUCAUGCCUCUGCUUUUGGAACUGGUUUUUGGGAAACUUGAAGCCCAGCUCUCCGAGGUUUACAUCAAGGUAGCAGAGCAAGCUCUUUUUUGCAUAAUAAAAUUGUUAUCACUCGGCGAAUUCGAGUCCCUAAAUGCCCUGAAAGAAGAGUCUAAAUUUCUAUCUUUCCUAGUUUUAUUCAAGCAAGGUACAUCAGUGGUUAAGAUGAAUCUAUGCUUUUUGAUAGAGGCCAUCUCAUCUUCCACAGAGACUAAACAACUCUUUGCUAUGCUUGGAAAAUCGAACGUGCUCUUGCAAGAAAUAUUUGAGCUUGUGGUUACUGAGCAGAAUGAUUUGGCAUCAGAUUCAGGAAUUAGAGCCAUUUGGGCAUUUUGUUCAUUGGAAUUCAACAUAGAGUUUUUGAUCAAAGGGGGUACAAUGGAUGUGCUCAUCGAGUACAUUUCGGGGAUCGAAAGGCGAGAAAGUAGCUUGGCAGCAAUGGCAAUGGCAACAAUCGAGAAGCUUUUAGGGGUUGAGAGUGGGAAAGAGGCAUUGAUUAAGAAUCCAAAUGCCAUGAAAGCUCUUGUGAAGAUGGUUUUCAGGGUAUCAGAUCACCAAGGAAGUGAGAGUGCCAUUGAGUCGCUUAUGAUAAUAUGCCAUGGUUGUUUGCAGGCAAGAGAGGAAGCCAUUAGUGCUGGAGUUUUGACUCAGUUGCUGUUGCUUCUGCAGAGUCAGUGCAGUGGUAGGACCAAAACAAAGGCGAGAAUGUUACUAAAGUUGCUAAGAUCCAAGUGGAAUGAGGACCCAAAGCAUGUGUAAUUUUUUUUAUUUUAUUUUUUUCAAUUUUAAGUUUUAAGGGUCUAUAUAUAUGGAGUCGGGUCGACCUAGGAUCCAAAAAUUAGAGUAGAGGAUUUGAUGCAAGUCUGGUUAAUAUCUACAUAUGUGGGGUUUAAAUUUCUUUACUGUGUGAUUUAUUAUAGUCCUUCGGGACGAUAGCCCCCCCUUUUUUUUUUA